GCAGGCAGGCCUGGCCUCCGCACCGGCUACUGAGACCUGAGGCUGAGGCCUUACACAACAAGUGCACGAGGUCACCAGUGUCAAGACCUGUCUGAAAUUCACCGUCUUCAUCAACUGCACACGCUUAACACGAAGGUGUGAAAAUGUUGCGUACAUGCGGAAAUGGUUUAGUAGCUCAAUUGUGUCAAUAUAAAUCAAAACAACAAGCAAUCAAGUGCUUUUAUCACCUAAAAAACUUUGCUCAAGUUUGGGGUAUUGGACGGCCGAGCAGACUUCAGCACCAUGUAACAGUACGGACUGCACCUUACAUGUGUACGACUGCGCCUGGCGUUAAAAGUGGGCGUGGCCUGUCAAGGAACACUUCGCUUGGAACAGAGCGCCACCGGUUUGAGGAGCAAGAAUUGAAUGUUCAUCCUUUUGGUUCUCUAAAACUCUCAACCUCACAUCACAUCAAAAUAGCCUCGGCUAAUGCUCAGAAAUACCCGGAAAUGGACAGAUUGAUGUGUUUUGCAGAUGAACCCGGGGUGGCGAUUAAAUUCGCCAGUGAUGGGAAGGAACUUUUGGCAAGUAUCGAUGAAAAAUCGGCGAAUGACAAGGUCUCAACAGAUGCUCUUGUCAACUUCCAAGUUCCUAUUAAAUUUGGUCUCCAAAUAACUGCAGAAGAAAAUGCUAAAAUCCUUAUCUCGAGAGUCGAAAGUGAUGUUAUAAAUAUCUCCAGUGACAAAGGGCCAUGUUUACUCCAGAAUGUCAAGUGUGGCACUCUCAACUUGACCAAGAACAAAGGAAUCAUUUCUUCAACCAAUCUCCUACAAGGCAAUUCUAACCUGGCACUUACAGAAGGGGACAUUACAGCUGACAAACUUCAGGGCCAAAAUGUAAACAUCCGAAUCGAAAAAGGCGAUGCCACUAUUCAGUCACUUUAUACGGACAUGUCAACCUUUUCGGUAAAGGAGGGGAAUUUAAACAUAAAGAAUUGUCAUGGUAAAACAAGGGUUAGCAUCGAACAUGGAGAUCUCACUAUUGAUUCCUUGGAUGGAGAUAUUGCUGCCCUAGUUCAAAAUGGAAAUAUCAAAGUACAUGUGAUGAGGCACCAGAAUGUCGAUCUGGAGACAAAAACAGGUCUAAUCUCUUUGACCAUCGAUCCUGAACUUGAAAGCUCUUUUGAAGUCACAGCAGAGACAGUCACACUGAGCGACAGCAUUACAAUGCACGAUGAAAAAGGAUCUGACGACAAGAAACUGACGGGUUUUGUACACAAGCCAUCAGAAAAGGUGAUCAAGCUCAAAGCACCUGCCGUGGAUAUCAGCUCACAAGACUGGUUGUCUGCCUUAAAAUUUAGAUGAUCUUACAUGUGACACUCGUUGCAACCGGUAGUAAGGAUGUCUACCCAGGAAAUAUCAAUCGGAACACUUGCACAUGGGACAAGAUGAAAUAAUCACUUGUUUCUUGUCCUUGCUGCUGCUUGCGAGUUGAAAUCUUGUGAGUGAAAUUGUCAACAUGAUACCUGGAAAAGUCAGCAACAUUAUAAAGCCAAAUGUGAUGUGUGGGAACAUAUGGGCACAAGUAAGAACCCUAUUGAAAAAUUGGUUGCAUCAAAAUCGAGGAUAGCGGCUGUCACCUUAAUACCCUGUUGAAAUUUUUGUGAGUGCACUAAUGAACAUGACAACUGGAGAACUCAGCAACUUGUCAAAGUUAAAUUUGGUGUGAGUGUACCUAUAGGGCCUGAGUAUAAGUACCCUAGCGAAAAAAAAAGGUCACCACAACAAAGAUGGCUGCAACCUUAUCUGUUGAAAUUGUGAGCGCAAACACCAUUCAUUGAUGGGACCUGGGCGUAAUUCUUGUUAUUAAUUCAUUGAAUUGUGAAAUAAACCAUAUUUUUUCAA
Molecule: messenger RNA, 1883 nt
Organism: Lineus longissimus
Lineage: Eukaryota; Metazoa; Nemertea; Pilidiophora; Heteronemertea; Lineidae
Product: protein FAM185A-like
Exons: 7
Coding region: 144-1343 (399 amino acids)
Source: RefSeq, a predicted model, not a curated record